Messenger RNA from Xenopus laevis (African clawed frog), 1503 nucleotides. RefSeq names its product ER lipid raft associated 2 L homeolog (gene erlin2.L). Gene Ontology annotation, molecular function: ubiquitin protein ligase binding; cholesterol binding. Lineage: Eukaryota; Metazoa; Chordata; Amphibia; Anura; Pipidae. The record is from RefSeq and is marked provisional. Gene Ontology annotation, biological process: SREBP signaling pathway. Gene Ontology annotation, cellular component: endoplasmic reticulum; endoplasmic reticulum membrane.
CUCGGAAGUAAGUGCAGCUCGUGCAGGUGGUUCUAGAAGGAAGAUUAGGAUCGAUCAGAAGCGGUGCCCUGGAGGUGCAGUGAUAAAGGAAGCUGAGAAUGUCCCACGCUGGAGCUAUCGUUGGCCUAGGAGUCGCACUUAUUGCUGCUGCGCUCUUCUCGGCUAUUCAUAAGAUAGAAGAGGGGCAUGUAGGGGUGUAUUACAGGGGAGGAGCCUUGCUGUCUACCACCAGUGGCCCUGGGUUCCACUUAAUGUUCCCUUUUAUAACAUCAUUCAAAUCAGUACAGAGUACACUACAGACAGAUGAGAUAAAAAAUGUCCCCUGUGGUACCAGCGGUGGCGUCAUGAUCUAUUUUGACAGGAUUGAAGUAGUCAACUACCUGAUUUCCAGUGCUGUGUAUGAUAUAGUGAAGAACUUCACCGCCGACUAUGAUAAAGCAUUGAUAUUCAACAAGAUCCACCAUGAACUGAACCAGUUCUGCAGUGUCCAUAACCUGCAAGAAGUGUACAUAGAACUAUUUGACCAGAUUGAUGAGAAUCUGAAGCUAGCAUUACAGGAAGAUCUCAACUUGAUGGCUCCUGGGAUUAUAAUUCAGGCUGUGAGAGUUACCAAACCCAAAAUCCCUGAAGCCAUCGGCAGAAACUUUGAGCUCAUGGAAGGUGAAAAAACCAAACUACUCAUUGCUGCCCAGAAGCAGAAGGUUGUGGAAAAGGAGGCCGAGACUGAGCGGAAGAAAGCCAUUAUUGAGGCAGAAAAAGUUGCUCAGGUGGCACAGAUCAAAUACAAGCAGAAAGUCAUGGAGAAGGAAACUGAGAAGAAAAUUUCCGAAAUCGAAGAUUUUGCGUUUGUUGCACGAGAGAAGGCAAGAGCUGACGCUGAGUAUUAUACUGCACAUAAAGUAGCAGAGGCUAACAGGCUUAAACUAACCCCAGAAUACCUGCAGCUCGUGAAAUAUCAGGCAAUUGCGGCCAACAGUAAGAUCUAUUUUGGCCAAGACAUCCCAAACAUGUUCAUGGACAGCUCGGCAGGGCCUCGGGUUCAAUCAGCGACAGUGUUUCAGGACGAUUCACUGGGUCUUGAUGAAGCCGCAUCAGCUGAGGAGUAGAGCCUGGAGAGCAAAACAUUUUUAGGAACAAAUAUUCAAAUUGGAACAACUAUUUUUUUUUUUUUUUUUUAAUUAAAACAAAUUUGUACGUACCAUUCAAACAUAUUGCUGUAAAACCUGCAAUUUUAAUAAGGUAAGAGGAUAUUCGCUCCGGAACUAUAGGAGCGAACACUUUUGUAUUUCAUCGAGCGGAAUAAACCAAAUGAUUUACAUCAAAGUUCACGGGUAUAAAAUAUACAUGUGAGGCUACAUUUUGGCACACUGCCUCUUCAUGCAUUGUUACUUAAAGGCAUCUUAUCGCUUACAGUGUAGUAUAUUCAUAUAAAAAUGUUCUUACUUUGACUUCAAACCUGUAGGAAAGGAGGUGGGCUUGGCUAGGCAGUAGCCACCUGUCAAU